AUGGCUGGGAUUGUGAUUGAUAGUACCCCGGGCGGGGUGUUUGGCUACCAGCAGAAACUGGCGUGCCGUCGUCUCAAGGUGUCUCCCGUUGCUUUCCUUACCCGUCCGCCAUGCAAUGCAUCUGAACCCGUUGGUGCAAGGGUUGCAGGGUGCAGCGAGUACGUGGCCGCUGUGAACAGGCGCAGUGUUCCCAAGCACCAGGAUUGUGAUCUCCGCGACAAGGAAGCGUUGUCGACGCUCGCCCCUCGGUUCCCAAAUAGCUGGAACCAGGAGAGUUUUGUGGCUCGCGUCAUCGCACCCUCCCCCGAAACUCCACUGUCCGAGCCGGCAACAACCCGGUCUCGCCGAUUCUCUCCCUCUGGUGUUAGUCCCGAAGCUGCAAAGCGGCCCGUCGAGGGUUCGUCGUGGAAAUGGGGACCAGCGUCAGUUUCUUCUUCCAACCCUCAUCAAAUCCUUUUCAGAAGCUUGCUUGGCUGA
Messenger RNA from Colletotrichum higginsianum IMI 349063, 477 nucleotides. RefSeq lists its product as uncharacterized. The transcript has a single exon. Bases 1 to 477 code for a protein of 158 amino acids. The record is from RefSeq and is a predicted model, not a curated record. Lineage: Eukaryota; Fungi; Ascomycota; Sordariomycetes; Glomerellales; Glomerellaceae.